UAUUUCAGUAUAGGUUAAAUUAUAGUAUACUGUUUGCAGCACAUGCCAAGCGACACAAGGUGACAAGUGUAAUCGAUGUCCGGUGUAUUUCGAGACGCAGAUUCCGAUUACGAGUCGCGAGUGUAGGUUUUCGUAAUGUGUGCAUGGUGUUUAUCGCUGUUGUUCGCGGUAGAUUCACACAGCCGGGAUUGUUUGAGUUGCUACUUGGCCGCGUACCAGUAAGCGUGCAAUAGAGCGAAAAAGCGCGGUUAGGAUUGCUGACGCAAUCCUCCUUAAUUUUUGCGCAAUCAUAUCCUGUAUUCCCAUUUAUUGUUUUGUAUUCCACAUACUAAUUCUGUUUAAUGGCCAAAUCGUCCCCCUCCCCCUUCCUGAUUAUUGCGGACGGGUGCCAAAUUAAAGAAAGAAGAAGAAGAAGCCGGGAUUAUUCUGACAGAGACGAGAACUGAUUCGGAAUCAUAAUAAGGGAAGGGUCGGAUCGAAUCGCGACUGUUGCUGGGCACUUGAUGGAUUCAGGUUCCUUCGAUGUCAUUUUGUUAUUUCCAACUUACAUUAUUGUUUACGUGUGGCUUCUAUUUGUAUAAUAAUAAUUGGCUAUUAUAUGUUGGCUAUGGAUAAGGAAACUAGCUACAUUGAUCACUUAUAUCGGAUAUCUUGUACGAAGUCUCGAAGAUUUGCAUCUUUAUGAUAUUGGAUUUAACCAAGUUACUCUACUAUGGAUUUACUCUACUAUGGAUUUACUUAAGAGAAUUCUGGAUAAUACAUUUGCUUGGUAGAUUUGUAUUGAAAAGCGCAUUAUUCCUGCAAUCAUGAGCGCCCAGAAUCAGUUGCCAAAUCUUGACAAGAUCUUUCGGGAUGAUGACGAGUCUGACUUCAUACCCUCGGGAGGGUCUAAUCUGGCUGCUAUUUUUGGGCUACAAUCAAAACUUACAGAUUCUCAUUCCACUAAACAAAUGGCAUCUAAAAAGAACAAUAUUCGAUAUAACAUACAACAAACUGUACCAUCUUCUAAGACGGAAGUAUUGAUAGCCAAAGCAGUACAUGCUUUUAAAUUACAAAAUGGUCAAUACACUUCUGUUGGGAAACUUGGUAUGGCAUUAACAGGCAAUGUAGUGACAAGGCUUUAUCAGAUAAUUUUAUAUAAGACUAAGCAAGAGUACAUAUCUGUCGCUACAGUGACACAUGACUUUGCCUACACUAUACAAGUGAACAAUUAUGCUAGUUAUUAUGAUAAUAACAAAGAAAAUUGGUCGAUUUUAUUUGAGAAUAACGAAAAUUACCUAGAAUUUGCAAUAGAAGUAGGACUAGCACGUUAUUUUACACUGCAAGAGAAAGGAGAGACUGUAAUUUACCAAGAUCUAAUGCCGAGUAAUAAAGACAUGAUAGCUAAAGAGGGGGAUAAUAUAUGCAUCAGAUAUUUUGUGGGGACUGAGAUUGUACAACCUUUUAAAACCAACUUUACAAUGUCACAGACAAUGACAGUGGAAAUAUCAACAGACGAGAAUUGGGAAAGAAUUCUUUUGGGCAGUGGCAAGGAUCUGAAAAGAGUUUUAUUUUUACCACCUAGUAAACAGAUUAGUUUAGGUCCUGGAUUUCCUAAAGAGAGAGAUGUUAUGCUGAUAAUAGAGAUAACUGAUAUACAAGCUCAGGAGGAAAAUCCACUGACGCCUAAAAGUUCAACGAGUGGUAAAGCAGCUAUAAUAUCGAGAAUGGCUAAAAUGGGUCAGCCUAUUUUACCAAAAAUGCCUCUACCCUCCACCACUGAUUCCGAAGAUACUGAGGAUGAUGUACCUCAUAAAUCUUCUCGUCACAAGAGGAUCGAACAAUCAGAAGGAAUUUCGCAAAAGAAGAAUUUGUCCCAUGAAUCAUUGGAAAGAAAGGCCCUUCAGAAAACUGUGGAAUCUAAAACUGAAGUGCCUUAUACAGAUUCUAGUACUUGUAAGCCUCUAAUUGCUGCAUCUCCAUUAACGCCACAAUGGACUCCAUCAUAUUUUACUUCAAAAUUACAGGGACAUUAUGUAACGAUGGACAAUCAGAUGUAUCCCGUAACGCAGACUGUAAAUCGUACAAUACCGGCAACUUUGGAUCCCGGAAUGAAUAUGCUGCUAUCAGAGACGAGAAUAGCAAACGCAGAAAUACGAAUGGGAAUGUCCAAAAUAUCUGAUAAUAUCCAAAAAUUAUUAGAUAAGUUCCAUAUACUUGAACUUCAAAAUGCGACAACUCCUACAAGUGAUAAAGCAACUUUGGAUGCUUCUUGGAAAAUGCUCUUAGCUCUUAAUGCAUCUCAAGCAGGAACAAAGGAUAAUCAAUUAUCAAAAAAUGCUGACAACGAUAUGCCCGAUGAGAAAAUUCGUGAGGCACAGAUCAAAAUAAGUUUCUUAGAAAAUGAUUUAAAAAGAUCAAAAGAAGAAAAAGAAUCACUGUUACAAGUUAAUGAAAAUCUGGGCAAGAAACUUCAAGAAUUGGAAGCAAGAUUAACCGAUACAAAUAAUGAGUUGAAGAAAACUAAAGAAGCCUUAGAAAUAGCUAAAAAUACAAUUGCACGGUGUAAAGAAGAAAAUACUAGUCUAGAAAAUACACUUUCUCAGUGUCAUACACAGCACGUUCUACAAGCUGACGCAACAUCUUCCAGACAGAAAGAUGUUGAGAAGAAGAACAAAGAAAUUAAGCAAAUAAUGAAUAAAACAUACCAUACAUUAUCAGAAAAACUUGCGGAUGAAUCACGUUCUGAACUAUCCUUUGAUUAUGUAAAAUCAACCAUUGCAAAUACAAUAAAGCAUAUCACUUUACAAGUACUGUAUGAAGAUUCUGACGAAGAUACAGAAUCUAAAGCAACUAAAGAUGUGAAUACCACAAUUAUCAAAGCUGCUGAUCAUCAAGUUGAGGAACCAACAAUUGAGAAACAUAUCGAGAAGCCAUCAUUAAACCUAUAUAGUAAUAAUAAUCUUUCGAUAAAAUGCACCGAAACUUCACGAUCUACUACGAUUAUGCCUAUAUUUGAAAAUGAACCACCACCUGUUCCUCCUGAGGACAUUGAUGAUGGCGAUAGUGAUUGAUUCCAACAUUGAUCGAUUUUUCUAAUUUAUUAUUAAUUCAGGUUACAAAAAGUAAUAAAAUAUUUCUUAUAUUUAGUAUUAAGGGGAUGCUCAACCAUCAAGAAUUGCCGACAUAUUUAUAUUUUCUUCGAAUUGACUUUUAUAUCACAAAAGCCUUUUACACAAUAAAAAUAGGCCCAAAAAUAUACCAAGCAAGAACAGAUUUUAUGAAAAAAUCGGAAGAAAAAUUCACUUAUUUUUGGCUAGUGCAAUUGUCAUCUGACAUUCUAAUGCCUAUGUUAUUGAAAAUCUGUAACUCGUACGUUCAAAACAAGACACUCUUCCCAAUUGUAAAACAUUUAGGAACAAGCCUGAGUUUAUGGAAUUGCGAUCAAAGGCCUAACAAAAAAAAAAAAAAAUAUCGUGUUAGGCGUAUAUGUUUAGUUUAGAGGAGAUAAACAGUGAUAAACAGAGCAAUAAUUGUGUUAAACAGUAUAUGCCAGAUCUUGCGUUAAAUGGCACUGAAAUUGAAGAACAAGAAUAGAUAAUAUCCAUGAGUGCGUUGGAUAAAGAGCGCUAGUCUGCUCAUCUGGCAUUAGCUCUAGUCCCUUAUUUUUCGCCCUGCGCGCGUGCCGUUCGACUCUCGCUCGAAAAAAAUUUUAAUACUGACGCACAAUUGUCUAGAUCUCAAAAUGUUGGCCAAAAAUAGAGAUUUUAGAUUUAAACGAAAAAAAAAUAUAUAAGGAUUUUUGAAGUCGCUGAUAACGAAUUUAAUAUAAAAAUUUCAAAAUUCAAAAUGGCGGAUUUAAUAUGGACGAACACUAUUAAAAAUUAUUUGGAAUCUUAUAUAAAUUGGGGUACAAGGGUAUUCACGAUGGCUAAUUACGAUUAUGAGGUUACAAUUGAGAAAUUAAGAAGUGUAUGUAUGGUUGAUUUUUAUUUCAAAUUUUCACAGAGUAACAGUUAUAAUGAAAUAUAAUUAAGAAAAUAAUUAUCAAGAUUUUAAAAAAAGAUUAAAACGGUUAAAAAUAUUUAAAGAAAAGAUUUAUAAAAGAGAUUAAAAAGAAAAAAAAAAUUUAAAAACAUUUAAAGAAAUCAGCCGCAAGCACUAUCGAAACCAUUAUCAUCUUCGAAAUCAAAAUCGGAAUCAUAAUUAUCGCAAGUUUCUACAGGAUUGUCAGACUCAUCAGGGAAAAGUAGAAGCUCUAAGGCCUCCAAUGACAACUUUUUACUUUUUUUAGUGAUCAUUUGUCUCAUGCUCGUAAUUAGCGGAUCUAAAGAUAGCAGAAGCCAGUAAAACACAUUUGUCACUGUGUUUUUGCGUGAAUUUUUUUGAAAAAUCCUUCACGAUAUUUUUUUAUGUCCUUAUUUUUGGCUUCCUGGGCAUAUUCGAAUAAUUGCCCGAUUGGCAAUACUGAUUGAAUUAUUUGAGCUCCAUGUAUUAAAACUUUGUGAACUGUCGUGGACAUGUAAUACUAAGGAAACUUGGCCACACACAUUUCCGCAGUAACAAAACAAUACUUUUGAAAUUUUUCAAUGUUUACAUUGUAUCCACUUGACAUGACCUGCAAGAUAACGUGAAAUCGAUUAAUGAAAUCUUUGUCCCAUCCUAGGAUUGUAACAGAUACUAAUGAAUGUUCGAAAAAAUGACGAGCCAUAUUGCCAUCGUCCGUCGUGUUACCGUAAUCUGGUUUUGAACGAUCCACAAGAAGACUUAGCUGUGUUUUAAAUUUCUUCUGAAUUUCCGAUUCUCGAUUGCAUUUUUCCUUUCUGUUGAUCGCGCUUGCCAUUUCUUACUGUCAUGUUUAUAUCUAAGGAGCAAGUUCUUAAAAAAAUGGAUCCAUGUGUGUAACGUUGAUAAUCCGUAACGCAAAUUAGAAACGUCAAUUUCUUUAUGUUUUACUAAAUCAAGGUUAUUAAAUUGUUUUGAUGCUGCUCCUAACUUUGGCUUCUAAAAUUUUUUCAUAAGCAGGAUAUAUAAGAGCGUUUUGUUUUUUCAUUGAUUUUCUAAUAAGUACUGAUUUUUGGAUAAUUUUCCUUCAAUGACAUCGGAAAGCGCAGAAUCGUCAGACAUUUUAGUAAUACGGGAAGUUGCAAAUUUUAAUGCUGUUCUGUAUUUCUCAGCUCGCGUUGAUGACAUUAUAAUUUCUUUUAUGAUACUGGUAGCACUAGACUACUGGCUCCAGAAGAACGAAGGCUCAUUUCAAUAGCCAACAAUAAUUCCAAUGUGCUUUAUGAUUUAUGUAAAUCAGUGGCUCUUUUCUUGGUUCGAUUACUUGCUUCCUCGAACUUCAUAGAUGGUCGACCACGUUUUUUUUGACUCCGCGGAUUUCGAUCUUGCUGUACUCGUUGUAACCAUACACGAAUCUGCAGGUUUUUCAUUUGUUGUACAAACAUGCUGGAGUACAUAAUCGAAUUAUUGUAAAGAAUUUUAAAUCUUACUUUAAGUUUUCUUGAAAAAUUUUAAUUAAAAGUGACAUAUUCCUAUAUUAAAUUUCAAGGUCAACAAUAUUAAGAGAAUAUUUCGAAGUACGUACGUUAAUAGCCAUAGAAAAAAAA
This is a messenger RNA of Solenopsis invicta (red fire ant), 5591 nucleotides long. Its product is annotated as FK506-binding protein 15. The transcript is spliced from 14 exons. Lineage: Eukaryota; Metazoa; Arthropoda; Insecta; Hymenoptera; Formicidae. The record is from RefSeq and is a predicted model, not a curated record. Bases 807 to 3053 code for a protein of 748 amino acids.